This is a messenger RNA of Serpula lacrymans var. lacrymans S7.9, 1497 nucleotides long. RefSeq lists its product as uncharacterized. The record is from RefSeq and is a predicted model, not a curated record. Gene Ontology annotation, cellular component: nuclear chromosome. Gene Ontology annotation, molecular function: DNA binding; DNA topoisomerase type II (double strand cut, ATP-hydrolyzing) activity; ATP binding. NCBI's taxonomy places the organism in Eukaryota, Fungi, Basidiomycota, Agaricomycetes, Boletales, Serpulaceae. Gene Ontology annotation, biological process: meiotic DNA double-strand break processing; reciprocal meiotic recombination; meiotic DNA double-strand break formation. Bases 1 to 1497 code for a protein of 498 amino acids. The transcript has 14 exons.
AUGGUUCAAGGCGACCUCGAGACAUCUCGUUCUGUUCCAGUUGAGGCUAGCUCUCCUUUCAAAAGCAACUCAUACGACGGCAUAAUGGAUGAACUAUUUUGCGACGACGACUCGCUUGAUUUUCUCGACCAUAUUGUUCACCCACAGGCAAUCUUGGAUGACUCGGGAGGGUCGUACUUUGGAGAAGAUAUAUUCAUGUCUGACGGCGAAGACAGUAUUUACCUUCUCAGUGGCGAUCUGGAACAAAACGCACAAGACUCUGACGAGAUAGAUACAGAUAAUCAGAGAGCACAGUCUAUUUCGAAUAUUGAAGACCUUGUUCUCUCUUUCCUAACCCAGCUAACUGGCUGUCUGGACGAUAUAGCAGGCUAUAGGAACAUUGAUGACGCUGAUAACUCGGAAGCCGAUGAUUCUCGAAAACGUUCUCGUCCAGUAAAGAGCAAGACUCGCAAGAUAGAGCUACGCUUAGCAGAUCGCAGAAAGAAAGACUCAACAUGUGCAGCUUUCCGCUCUGUACGGUAUCCACUCAACUCUAAAGGAGCCAGUGCAAAACCUCUCGCACAUAUUUUUCGUGUGCUUGAUUUUAUGCAUGAGGCCUUGUUAUAUGACAUACCCGUUACGAAACGAGAUAUGUACUACAAAGAUGUAUCCUUAUUCAAGUCGCAAGCUACUGUAGACCGUCUUGUUGAUGAUGUCGCUGCUACUUUUGAACUCAACCGAUCGGAUCUCCACGUCCGUGCGUCCACGAAAGGACUUAUAUGUGGUAGUGGCCUUCUCAUUCAUCUUACUGGAGGAGAGACCAUCCAUAUCAACGAAUCGGAGGGUGCAUUGAUUCCUGUCGGGGAAGAUAUUGACCGUUUCGAAAUAGAAGGCGAUAUGGCUUGGGUUCUAAUAGUAGAGAAAGACGCCGUCUUUCAGACCCUAUGUCGCCUGCAGUUUGCAAGUCACCCAUCGCUCCCAGGUCCUGGCAUAAUCAUCACGGGAAAGGGCUAUCCGGAUGUCGCAACCCGUCAGCUCGUUAAGACAUUCUCAGACAAUCUGCCAUCUCACAUCCCAAUUCUGGCAUUAGUCGACGGCGAUGCAUAUGGUAUCGACAUUCUCUCUGUCUAUAAAUAUGGCAGCUGGAGUCUCAGACAUGAGAAUGGAAAGCUGGCCGCGGAGCGCGUUGAGUGGCUAGGAAUAUGGACAUCCGAGUUGGCGGAGUAUGAUCAUACGAAUUUGCUCUUGGGCAUCGACAUCGAUUCUAUGAUUCCUAUCACUAAACACGAUGAGAAAAAGGCCAUUUUGAUGCUUCAACGCCCUCCGGAGACGAUGCCAGCGCCAUGGAGGAAGGAGCUGAUGCGAAUGCUACACACACGGCGCAAAGCAGAAAUUGAAAUCUUGUCCGCUCAUUAUUCGAAUAACGUGAAACAUACAUCGACGAACAUCCCAGGUUAUCCAUUUCUACUUCACUACCUAUCCGGAAAGAUCAUCGAUAUUAUCGCGCCCUCUGUAUAA